This is a messenger RNA of Arachis ipaensis, 2003 nucleotides long. The record is from RefSeq and is a predicted model, not a curated record. NCBI's taxonomy places the organism in Eukaryota, Viridiplantae, Streptophyta, Magnoliopsida, Fabales, Fabaceae.
GGUUUUUAGAAUUCGAAGUAGAGAGUCUUAUAGCAGAUCCAGGACAACGACCAAAUAUUUCAAGUUAUCACCCGAAUGACAGAGACAAAGUUAGAUGUGCAUAUUUGCAAAAAGGUCCUUGUCAACCAAGGACUCAUGAUUUUCCAUAAACUGCUUAUGGUUCUUCUUUUCGAAGAUUUAAUCCUAAUUGGUUUGAUGACUAUGGCAACUGGUUAGAGUAUAGUAUAUCAAAAGAUGCUGUUUUUUGUCUUUGUUGUUAUCUUAUGAAACCCGAGACUGAAGGUGGUGAUGCUUUUGUAACUAAUGGCUUUUCAAAUUGGAAAAAAAAGGAGAGACUACAAAUUCAUGUUGGGAUUCAUGAUAGCGCUCAUAAUCAGGCUUGGAGAAAAUGUGAAGCACUUAUGAGACCAAAACAACACAUCACUGCUGCUAUUGAAAAACAAUCUGAGCAAGCUAAAAAGAAUUAUCAAAUUCACUUGACAGCAACAAUUGAUUGUAUUAGAUUUCUUUUGCGACAAGGAUUGGCCUUUCGUGGUAAUGAUGAGACGGAUGAUUCUGUUAACCAAGGAAAUUUUUUGGAACUUCUAAAUUUUCUUGCGCAACAUAAUGAAGAGAUUGAUCGUGCUUUCAAAAAUGCUCGUGGAAAUCUUAAACUAAUAGCACCCUCAAUCCAAAAAGACAUUGUAAGAGCUGCUGCAAGGGAAACGACAAAAGUCAUUGUUGAUGAUCUUGGUGAUGAAUUAUUUGCUGUAUUGGUUGAUGAAGCCCGCGACAUUUCCAUUAAGGAGCAAAUGUCAGUUUGCUUAAGGUAUGUGAACAAAGAAGGACAAGUUAGGGAGCAUUUUCUUGGUCUUGUUCAUGUUUCUAAUACUAAUGCUUUAUCUCUAAAAUUAGCAUUGGAGUCAUUAUUAGAAACAUAUAAUUUAAGUUUAUCAAGAGUACGUGGACAAGGAUAUGAUGGUGCAAGUAACAUGCAAGGAGAAUUUAAUGGUUUGAAAACUUUGAUAUUGAAAGAAAAUUCUUAUGCUUUCUAUGUACAUUGCUUUGCCCACCAACUUCAGUUAGCUCUUGUAACGGUUACAAUUGAAGCAUUAAAGAGUGGAGAAAUUUCUAGUGGGCGUGGUUUGAAUCAAGAAACAGCUUUAAAAAGAGCUGGAGACACUAGAUGGGGUUCACACUAUGGAACUAUACUUAGAUUAAUUUCUUUAUUUCCUUCUGUAGUUAAUGUUCUUGAAUAUUUUGAGGAAGAUGGAAAUAAUUUAGAACAAAGAGCUGAAGCAUGUCAUUUAUUGAAUAUCAUUCAAUCUUUUGAAUUCAUUUUCAACUUACACUUGAUGAAAAAUAUCUUGGGAGUUACUAAUGAGUUAUCUCAGGCGUUACAAAGGAAUGAUCAAGAUAUUGUAAAUGCUAUGGCAUUAGUUAAAGUGUCUAAGCAACGAUUGCAAAAUAUAAGAGAUGAUAUUAUUGUUCCAAUCAUGGAUGAUAUAUUUGUGUCACAAGGAAGAUCAAGACGCAAAGCUCAAAAGAUAUCAAAUUUGUAUCAUUUUCAAGUUGAGAUAUUCUAUCAAGUAGUUGAUAGACAACUUCAAGAACUCAAUAAUCGUUUUACAGAGGUGAAUACUGAAUUACUUCUUUGCAUAGCUUGUUUGAAUCCAAGACACUCAUUUUUUGCACUAGAUGUGCGUUCUGAUGAUCAUUUUUCGGACUUAAAUGGAAUUGGUGCUCUUUCUCAGAAGUUGGUUGAGACUCGAAAGAAUAUUGUUUAUCCAUUAGUGUUUCUUCUUUUAAAGUUGGCUUUAGUUUUGCCUGUAGCAACUGCAUCAGUUGAAAGAACUUUUUCUGCUAUGAACAUCAUAAAGAGUCGACUUCGUAACUGUAUGGGAGAUGAAUUUUUAAAUGAUUAUUUAGUGACAUACAUAGAAAGAGAGACAUUUGAUUGUAUUGACAAUGAAAAGAUUAUUCAAUCUUUUCAAAAUAUGAAACCUAGAAGAAUGGAAUUCUAA